Mycetomoellerius zeteki is the source of this 1245-nucleotide messenger RNA. It is a transcript of the gene Ass, whose product is annotated as argininosuccinate synthase. Gene Ontology annotation, cellular component: cytoplasm. Gene Ontology annotation, molecular function: ATP binding; argininosuccinate synthase activity. NCBI's taxonomy places the organism in Eukaryota, Metazoa, Arthropoda, Insecta, Hymenoptera, Formicidae. Gene Ontology annotation, biological process: urea cycle; L-arginine biosynthetic process. The record is from RefSeq and is a predicted model, not a curated record.
AUGUCAGAGUUAAAAGGAAAAGUAAUUCUAGCAUAUAACGGUGGUUUAGAUACCUCUUGCAUAUUGUUGUGGUUGAAAGAAAAAGGAUAUCAAGUUAUCGCUUAUGUAACAAACAUCGGGCAAAAAGAAGACUUCGAUGCAGUUAAAGACAAGGCGUUCAAAAUUGAUGCUUACAAGAUCGUGAUAGACGAUAUCAGAGAAGUGUUCAUAACUUCCUGUGUGGCUUGUGGUUUAUUGUAUGAGAGAAGAUAUCUUCUGGGUACUGCCAUAGCAUGACCGUGUAUCAGCUAAAGUUUAAUAAAAGCCGCAAAGGCUGAGGAUUCCAGUAUCAUCGCGCAUGAGACAAUUGGAAAAGGGAAUGAUCGAGUUCGCUUUGAAUUGAACUGCUUGUACCCUGAAAUUACUAUUUUAGCUACGUGGAGAGAAGUCAAAUUUUAUACCAAGUUCCAAGGAAGAUUGGAUUUACUGGAGUACGCACGACGAAAUGGAAUCCCGAUCUUUGCAACGUCAAAGGAACCGUGGAGCACUGAUGCUAAUCUCGUACACAUUAGUUACGAAUCAGGAAUACUAGAGGAUCCUAUCAUUCCAGCGCCGAAAAAACUCUACAAAAUGCUGAAAACGACCACUGAUCCAAUCGAUUCCACCUUGCAAGCGGAAGAAAUUGAAAUUAGCUUUAAGAAGAAAUACCUGAUUAACGUAAAUCUAAAAGAUGGGAAAAUAUUCAAUGUUCCUCUCGCAAUAAUUGAAUAUCUCAAUGAGAUCGGCGGUGCACAUGAUACCGGGAAAUGCAUAAAAUUGACUGUAACAAUAUUUGUUCAAUUUCAGUCUCGAGCCGUUUACGAGUCGCCAGAUGUUCACAUUUUAGAAGUCGCGUAUCGAGACUUGGAAAUGUACGUAUUUACAUUGGAUCGCGAGAUUCCGAGAGUCAAAUCCUAUCUGACAGAUAAGAUGUCAGAUUACGUUUAUAACGGUUUCUAGUUUUCACCGGAAUGCGAUUUCGUAUGAGAAUGCAUCCAGCAUUCGCAAAGAUACGUAAACGACACAGUUGAGGCUGCAGCUGAAUAUCAUUUCUUCUCUCUUGUAGCUAUGACGAUCGCCAGAUCGAGCGAGAUUUCGUUCAACCAACCUCUCGUCUCAAUGGACGUACAGGACGACUACGAACCGGUGAAUGAUACUGGAUUUAUCCGCACGCAUUUUCUGAGACUAAAGGAGUUUUAUCGUUUCAAUAAACAACACAAUGUUUGA